CGGGCAAUGCGGAAUCGCUCGGUGGGAUCAUGCGGUCCGUCAACUACGUGCAGCGCGUGGCGCUGGAGUUCAGCGGGAGCGUCUUCCCGCGCGCCAUCUGCUUAGGAGAUGCGGACAACGACACGCUGAAUGAGCUAGUGGUUGGCGACACCAGUGGGAGACUAUUUAUAUACAAGAAUGAUGAAAGCAAGCCUUGGACUGUGUGCUCGUGUCAAGGAAUGCUUACCUGUGUUGGUGUUGGGGAUGUGUGCAAUAAAGGAAAGAACUUGGUUGUUGCAGUGAGUGCUGAAGGUUGGUUUCAUCUCUUUGACCUCACUCUACCUUCAAAGCAUAUGGAUGCCCUGGGCUAUCACGAACUCCCAACAGCAGAUGACCAAAAACUGGGAUUCAGGCAGCACAUUCCUGCCAACACCAAAGUUAUGCUGAUCAAUGACAUUGAUGGAGAUGGGAAGAGUGAACUGGUGGUGGGUUAUACAGACCGCGUUGUGCGUGCCUUUCGUUGGGAGGACUCAUCUGAGAAUUCAGAGAAUAUCUCCGGACAGCUGGUGCUGCUCAAAAAGUGGCUGCUGGAGGGACAGGUGGACAGCCUUUCAGUGAACCCAGGUGCUGAUUGUGCUCCUGAGAUGAUGGUGUCCCAGCCCGGGUGUGGUUAUGCAGUUUUACUCUGUACUUGGAAAACAGAGCUGCAGCCUCCAGCAGAGAAAAUAGACAGCAGUGCAACCAGCAGGGAUGCCCCAAUCCAAGAUGUCAUUCUCCACCAGACAUCAGGUAGAAUUCACAACAAGAAUGUUUCUACUCAUCUCAUUGGCAGCAUUAGCAGAGGGUGUACCAAGGAUCAUUGUAGGUCGGAUCUUUUUGCGCUCUGCACUUUGGAUGGGACACUGAAACUCAUGGAAGGAGCAGACAAGCUGCUGUGGUCAGUACAGGUCGACCACCAACUUUUUGCUCUAGAAAAACUGGAUGUGACCGGAAAUGGUCAUGAGGAGGUAAUUGCUUGUGCUUGGGAUGGUCAGACAUACAUCAUAGACCACAGCCGAACAGUGGCUAGGUUCCAAGUAGAUGAAAAUGUGAGCGCCUUCUGUGCAGGUCUAUAUGCCUGCAAAGGGGGCUGCAAUAGCCCUUGUCUGGUAUAUGUCAGUUUCAACCAAAAGAUCUACAUUUAUUGGGAUGUGCAGCUGGAGAGAAUGGAAUCCACCAAUUUGUUGAAGAUACUAGAGAGAAACUCUGAAUACAGAGAUCUCUUGUUCCAGCUUGAUGUGGUUGAAGAUGAUGUUCCUGCUGUCAAAGACCUGAUUCACAAGACCCUGUAUUUUCCAGAGGAGCAGCUGAAUAACACUUCUCAGUAAUGGCUCUUAGCCAGAACAUCAUCCUCUAACUGCCAACCUAUUACCCAAGACACCUUAUGAAUAGACAGCAUAUAUUCACACAACUAAUAGCACUGCUUCUCAUGUCCUCAACUUGCUAGAUAUGGCUUGACUUUAUGCAUCAAACUCAAUGACCUCCUUCACAUGUCAUGACAACCCAGAGUACAGGUGGAGUAUGGAUUGAGUAUGGAUUGCGGAUUGUCAUUCCCUGUGAACCCUGCACUACAGUUUAACUAUGGGUUGUUAACCACGUUCAGUCCAGAAUUCACAGCCGAAGAACAAACCAUGGGCUCGCUUCCAGGGUUGUUCAUUAUUAAUGACCCAUAGUUAUACAGGGUUCACACACAACAACAACUCAUGGUUUAAAAACACUCCACAAUUCAAGCCAUGCUCAGCCCAUACUCUGGGUUGUCAUUAAGUGUGAACCAGGCCUUCGUCUUGACGUUGGUGCAUCAGCACCACGAGGCCUCAGACUCCCACAUUGGUGCUCCUUCCCAGGAAAUCUGCACGGGAAGGAGCACCAAUGCGAAGUUGCCACCGCUGCCAGUCUGAGCACCGAGGAUGAGGGAGGAAUGGAGCAGCUGGCGCUCUGACCGCUCUCUGGCUGCCCCAUUCCUCUCCUCCCAUGUUUUUUUUUUAAUCUGUAGAUACGAAACUUGGCAUACACUUGGCAUACAGAUUAAAAAAAAUGGGGGGGGGGGACAGGACAGCCAGAGGGAAGAGAGCCAGUUCUAGCUCCACACAUCCCUCUCUUCCUCCCCCUCUGGCUGCCCUAUUCCUUUCCCCUUCCUCUGUUUUUUUUAAAUUUGUAGAUGUGAAGGUUCGUAUCUACAGAUUUAAUUUUUUUAAAAAAAUGUGGGGGUAGGAAGAGAGGGAUGUGCAGUGCCCGAACUGGCCCUCCUCCAGCCGAUGGCGACCAAUCAAGGGGCGCCGUCGGCUGUGGCAUGCCAUCUCCAACUCAAAAAAGUCAGGGUAAGUGCCUGACUAUUUUAAAGCGGAGUUUUGGGGGGUUGUCCCUGGAUGGCUUUGGAAUGGUGGCUGCAUCAUAUAGCAGACCUGCCAUCACUCCGAAUCCACCCCGCAGCAAAUCCCUCAUCAAGACAAGCCCCAGGCUAAUCUCCAAAGAGGUGGAACCACCAGUGUUGAUCCUAAAGUGAUGAGAAAGUUUUAGCCAAAAGCAAAGUAAUGCUUUUUACAUUCUUCCUUUUACAUUCUUUUACAUUCUUCUCAUGAGCUUCAUUCUUUGUGUUAACUUUGCAUCAGUCACUUUCUUUCCUGUCCAAAACACUGACUUGCAAAAUUUAAAAUUUAAGUACAGAACAAAUUCAAAAGGGAAGAGAAGUUUACUGUCAAUAUGAAAGUCAAUAAUGUAGGGUGGAGUGUUUUCCAAGCGAGAAGUUCUAAGCAAAAGUUUGUAUCAAUCAAAAUCAGUAAGUCAAUAUGCAAAAUAUUGUUAGAUUUAAGUUUGUAUCUUUUUUAUUCCUAUUUGCUUUAGUAGUUAUAUUUUUGUUGAAAAUGUAAAUAAAGAUAAUUUUAAAGGA
This is a messenger RNA of Elgaria multicarinata webbii, 2905 nucleotides long. It is a transcript of the gene ITFG2, whose product is annotated as integrin alpha FG-GAP repeat containing 2. The transcript has 12 exons. NCBI's taxonomy places the organism in Eukaryota, Metazoa, Chordata, Lepidosauria, Squamata, Anguidae. Gene Ontology annotation, molecular function: protein binding. Gene Ontology annotation, cellular component: KICSTOR complex. Gene Ontology annotation, biological process: regulation of TOR signaling. The record is from RefSeq and is a predicted model, not a curated record. The coding region runs from base 30 to 1346 and encodes 438 amino acids.